CUUCUGUAUAAAAUAACGCAAGUCUUUUACGUUCGAAGUUGUCCAGUCGUCCUCCUGCUUUGACAGUGUGUGGUUAUUGUUCGUUGUUUUCCAAUCAUUUUCAUUUUACUCUUUUAUAAUUUUGUUAUUGUAAUAAUAUAAAUCAAAUUAUGGCAGAAAAACUACGUAUUUGUAUUGUUGGAUCAGGAAAUUGGGGUUCGACUAUCGCUAAAAUAAUUGGAAUAAAUGCUGCUAAUUUUAGUAACUUUGAGGAUCGCGUUACAAUGUAUGUUUAUGAAGAAAUAAUCAAUGGAAAAAAACUAACAGAAAUUAUUAAUGAGACACAUGAAAAUGUAAAGUAUCUUCCAGGACAUAAGCUUCCGCCCAAUAUAAUUGCAAUUCCUGAUGUAGUAGAAGCUGCUAAAGAUGCAGAUAUUCUAACUUUUGUAAUACCUCAUCAAUUUAUAAGGAGAAUAUGUAGUGCAUUACUUGGAAAAAUAAAGCCUACAGCUAUUGGCCUUUCUCUUAUAAAGGGCUUUGAUAAAAAGCAAGGAGGAGGUAUUGAACUUAUUUCACAUAUAAUUUCAAAACAACUUCACAUUCCUGUUUCAGUUUUAAUGGGAGCAAAUUUGGCUUCUGAAGUAGCAAACGAAAUGUUUUGUGAAACUACUAUUGGUUGCAAGGAUAAAAAUAUGGCUCCUAUACUGAAAGAUUUAAUAGAAACAUCAUAUUUUAAAGUUGUAGUAGUUGAAGAUGUUGAUUCGGUUGAAUGUUGUGGAGCAUUAAAGAAUAUAGUAGCCUGCGGCGCAGGUUUCAUCGAUGGUUUAGGAUUAGGUGAUAAUACAAAAGCUGCAGUAAUGAGAUUGGGCCUUAUGGAAAUAAUUAAAUUUGUGAAUAUUUUUUUCCCUGGUGGAAAAAAAUCUACAUUUUUUGAAAGUUGUGGAGUAGCAGAUCUAAUUGCAACUUGUUACGGUGGUCGAAAUCGUAAAAUUUGCGAAGCAUUUGUAAAAACGGGCAAGAAAAUCUCUGAGUUGGAAAAGGAAAUGUUGAAUGGACAAAAAUUGCAAGGUCCUUUUACUGCUGAAGAAGUAAAUUAUAUGUUAAAAGCGAAAAAUAUGGAAAACAGAUUUCCCCUUUUUACAACUGUACAUCGGAUUUGUAUUGGUGAGACAAUGCCUAUGGAACUAAUUGAACACUUACGCAAUCAUCCAGAAUACAUAGAUGAAACAAGAAAUUAUCAAGAAUGUAAAUGCUCUUUAUGAACUACGCAAAUCAUCUAAAAACAUUAAAAUUUAUAUAAAAAUGAUUUUUAGUUUUUAUAUAUAUAAUUGACAAUUUUAAACUGAAUUUAUGAAUCGAAGAAAGAAAAUAUUAUAUAGAAGAGGAAAUAUAAAGGACCAUGGAUUUUUAUAAAUAUUAUAAUUUUGCCAUAAUUAUUGCCAAAGACAUUAUUAAAUAAUAUUAUAAUUUAAAUUGAUAUUGCUUAUUCUCCAACUUUUUUUUAAAGCUUAUAUUUUCCAUUUGUAUUAAAAAAUAGCUAUAAUGCAUAUAAUAAUUUUGGUACACCUUUAACAAAAUUAUUUAAUCAUGUAAUUAUUUUUUUAGCUGCAUAUAUGAAUAUGAAAUAUAUAAAUAUUUUAUUCAUAAAAUAAAAUUAUAAGUAUAUAAUACAUUUAAAUAUAUUUUGUAUUGUGCGUUAUAUUUUAAUGAAAAUUUUAUGAAAAUUGUUAUAUUUUAGAAAUUAAGAAAAAUCUAUAAACAAAUGUUUUAAAUAUUUCGAUUUUAUGUUGAUAAAUUUCAUUAAUUUAUUGUAAAUUGCUGUACUAAAAUUAAAAUUAAUUUGAACAGUGUAAUAUAGACAUAACAAAUAUACGACUAUUACUUGUUAAUUGAUAAA
Molecule: messenger RNA, 1876 nt
Organism: Apis cerana (Asiatic honeybee)
Lineage: Eukaryota; Metazoa; Arthropoda; Insecta; Hymenoptera; Apidae
Gene: Gpdh1
Product: Glycerol-3-phosphate dehydrogenase 1
Biological process (GO): glycerol-3-phosphate catabolic process; carbohydrate metabolic process
Cellular component (GO): cytosol
Molecular function (GO): glycerol-3-phosphate dehydrogenase [NAD(P)+] activity; NAD binding; protein homodimerization activity
Source: RefSeq, a predicted model, not a curated record